Anopheles coustani is the source of this 7952-nucleotide messenger RNA. RefSeq names its product G protein-coupled receptor kinase 1 (gene Gprk1). The record is from RefSeq and is a predicted model, not a curated record. The transcript has 14 exons. Bases 583 to 2775 code for a protein of 730 amino acids. NCBI's taxonomy places the organism in Eukaryota, Metazoa, Arthropoda, Insecta, Diptera, Culicidae. Gene Ontology annotation, biological process: G protein-coupled receptor signaling pathway; protein phosphorylation; regulation of signal transduction. Gene Ontology annotation, molecular function: G protein-coupled receptor binding; G protein-coupled receptor kinase activity; ATP binding.
UAUUCAGUGCGUUUUUUUGUGCCACCAGCAGCAACAACAGCAGAAGCCCCAUUGUUCACUGCUGCAUACUGUUGCUGUGUGCACCUUUUCUGGUGGAGUCGCCUCGUCGUCGUGCGAAAUCGUGCGAACAAGUCGCGCUAUCGAGAAGCAGCUCCAAAGCUCGUUCGAGUGGAUCCCGCCUUCGAGGUGUCGAGCGAUCCAGAUUACGAUUGAUAUUUCUCCAUCACGUCUUUUCGGUGCCAACCCGGGCGAGUUGCGCACUAAUUUGGAUCCCGUGUGUAUCCUCGGAAUAGUGUUUGAGCGUAUGGUGCAUGUACGUGUGUAAGUGAACGGGCGUGAGAUUGGGUGGAAAGUGUAUCGGGAUCCCCCACAAAAAAAGGGAAAAAUUCCAAACCGCCAGCGGGAAGAGUGCACAAACGGGUGGAAGUAGAAAGUGAACCUUUUAAAAAAGAAGGAAAAACCCCAAACGGUGAAAAGUGCGCGUGUGUGUGUGUGGUUGUGGUUGUUGUAGAACUAAGAAAACUCACCAAAAAAGGGUAAAAAAAACCAUCAUCCGUUGCAAGCCAAAGCCAAGCGCGCAAGAUGGCGGAUCUGGAGGCAGUGCUGGCCGACGUCAGCUACCUGAUGGCGAUGGAGAAAUCCAAAUGCAUGCCAGCAGCCCGGGCGAGCAAGAAAAUCGUUCUACCCGAUCCAAGUGUUCGCAGUGUGAUGCACAAAUACCUCGAGAAGGAAAAUGAGGUCAACUUCGACAAAAUUUUCAACCAAGUACUAGGAUAUUUAUUAUUCAGAGACUUCUGCGACAACGUAUCGGAAGAACCAGUGCCACAUUUGAAAUUCUACGAGGAGAUCAAAGCCUACGAAAAGACAGAGUGCCAUGAUGAGAGGCGGAAGCAGGCGCGAGAUAUUUACGAUAAUUACAUCAUGAAAGAGAUGUUAUCACACACUCACGAAUAUUCCAAGGAAGCGGUGGCACACGUCCAGAAGUAUCUGAUGAAAAACCAGGUACCAGUGAAUCUGUUCGAGCCGUACAUCGAAGAAAUUUUUCACCAUUUGCGCGGCGAACCGUUUCGAAAGUUCCUCGAAAGUGACAAAUACACCCGCUUCUGCCAAUGGAAAAAUUUGGAACUCAACAUACAGCUGACGAUGAACGACUUCAGCGUACACCGGAUCAUCGGGCGGGGUGGCUUCGGCGAGGUGUACGGGUGCCGCAAGGCGGACACCGGCAAGAUGUACGCAAUGAAGUGCUUGGACAAGAAGCGUAUCAAGAUGAAGCAGGGCGAAACGCUGGCGCUGAACGAGCGGACGAUGCUGUCGUUGGUCAGUACGGGGGUCGAUUGCCCAUUCAUCGUGUGCAUGACGUACGCCUUUCACACGCCGGACAAGCUGUGCUUCAUCCUGGACCUCAUGAACGGUGGCGACCUGCACUAUCAUCUGUCCCAGCACGGUGUCUUCAACGAGUCGGACAUGAAGUUCUACGCGGCAGAGGUAAUCCUCGGCUUAGAGCACAUGCACAAACGGUUCAUCGUGUACCGGGACCUGAAGCCUGCCAACAUACUGCUGGACGAGAAUGGCCACGUACGCAUCUCCGAUCUCGGGUUGGCCUGUGAUUUUAGCAAAAAGAAGCCUCACGCAUCGGUUGGCACCCACGGCUAUAUGGCGCCGGAGGUCCUGUCGAAGGGCACACCGUACGACUCGAGCGCCGACUGGUUCAGCUUCGGCUGCAUGCUGUAUAAACUGCUCAAGGGCCACUCACCGUUCCGGCAACACAAAACCAAGGACAAGCACGAGAUCGAUCGGAUGACACUAACAAUGCAACCUUCGUUCUUGCAGAACGUAGAGCUGCCGGAAUCGUUCAGCAAAGAACUGAGGGACCUGCUGGAGGGCCUGCUGCAGCGAGACAUCGACAAGCGAUUAGGCUGUAAGGGCGGCGGUGCGGACGAGGUUAAAUCCCACCCAUUCUUCACCGGCAUCGACUGGAACCAGGUGUACUACCAGAAGUACACACCACCACUAAUACCACCGCGCGGUGAGGUCAACGCCGCCGAUGCGUUCGAUAUCGGAUCGUUCGACGAGGAGGAUACCAAGGGCAUCAAGCUGACGGAGCAGGACCAGGAGCUGUACCGGUACUUCCCGCUCACCAUCUCCGAACGGUGGCAACAAGAGGUGGCAGAAACGGUGUUCGAAACGGUCAACACCGAGGCGGACAAGGUGGAGCAAAAACGCAAAGCCAAACAGAAGACGCGCUUCGACGCGGACGAGAAGGACUCGGACUGCAUACUACACGGGUACAUUAAAAAGUAUGGCGGCUCGUUCGCGUCCGUUUGGCAGACGCGCUACGCCAAACUCUAUCCCAACAGGCUGGAACUGCAUACCGAAAGUGGCAGCACCAAACCGGAGCUGGUGUUCAUGGAUCAAAUCGAGGAGGUAUCGCCCGACUUUGUGCAGUUUAAGAACGAACAGUGCGUCCAGGUCCGGUUUCGCGAUGGCAUUCGCGAUGGCAAGCUGAUUCUGACGAAUUCGGAUGAAAUUGGACUCAAGGAAUGGGCACUUUCGUUACGGGCAGCGCACAAGGAAAGUCAGGAGCUGCUCGGUUCGAUGGCGAAGAAGGCAGGGAAAAUUUACGGCACCGAGGGCCAACGAGGUACGACAGACGGCCGACAGAUGGGUGGUGCCGGAGCCGGGGGUGCUGGUGGCAUGGUGAUCGCGGGUUCCGGUGGUGCCGGUGGGGUGCUCGCCGGCAGUGGCCAGAAGAAUGCGAACGGAGGCUCCAACUAGCGGUUACUGUUGCGAUCUCGGUCCUGUUUCAUAGAACCGAAUCGUCUGAAGGAACCACUGCUGAAGAUGAAGUGCAAGGACACCUAAAUGCUAGGUUGCCAUUGUGUCAUCAUCAUCGUCACGCACGCAACGCACACUUACACAUAAACACAAAACCACAAAGCACGCGCAUCCGGUAGACCGAUCCGCGACCGGCAUACGGAUUCCAGUGUGCUCCAUGCAAGGCACAGCAUAUCGUCGAGCGAAUGCAAAGUUGUUUUUUGCAAAGUAUUACCAAUUUCAUGACUCCGAGUUGCAAAACGGGUUUUUUCUAUUAGGAAAAAAAAAUUAAGGUGAGUUUAGGCGAGACUGGGGCGUAAACGGGCGAGUUAAUAUUAGACUUUUACAUUUAAAAAACUGUCAGUGGCCACUUACAGAGCCGCCUCCAGCAGGGCCAGCAGAAGGAAAACAGCAUUGAUGCACAGGACACAGGUAAUGUGAAACAGCUCAUUCAUGUGUACGUACGUGUGUUCGUGUGCGUGGGUGAUUGGCUUUGUUUUUGUCUCCUCUUCUCGUUAUCGAAACGUUACAAGGGUCGAGAAUGGUGUUGGCUAACAUUGUGUACCUUUGCUGUGCGUCCGAUGUUGAUGCAGCAAAACGGUUUUGAUAUUUGCUGCCGAAAAGAUACAACAGUGAUAUUUGAGGAAUGAUAUCAAACAAAACCCCCGCGCCUUGCGUGGCUUAACACGUUCACCGGUGCGCAAGCUCCACCCGCUUGUACGACUGCAUAUGUAAUGGAAUUACAUUACGAGCAGUGGUGGUUUCCUGCUCCAUUUUCUCCUCAUUGGCUGCGGAAAUAGCUAAUCGGGUAAAAGCAAAAAAAAAAAAACACCGCCAAUGCCACCGGGGUAUAUAUAUAUAAUUUAAUUAUAAAGUAACAAAAUCAGCCCUAGUGAUAGCACUGACAAAACCGUCAUACAAAACAAAAUAAAAGGAAAACCUUACCAACAAACAAAAAUAUUAAUAGUGAAAGGAGCAUACACAAAUAUUUAGAAUAAUGAAUGUGUCAAUUUAGUAUUGUAUUACGAAGUGAUAAUCGAGUAGUGGGUUGGCGCAGGGACAAGACUACACAAACAAUUUAAAAACAAAAGAAGCACAUUGAGCAGAUGUUAUUAGAACUAUAUUAACGUAACAUUACGAUACAACAUCGUUUAUACAACGGGCGACAAAUGGGGUAACAAACAAAACGUGCAUGAAAAAUGAGAAGCGCAAACAUUAAGAGAAACACUUCUAGUAGCAGCAUUACAACAGCGGACUUUUUGCGUCGCUGUGGAGAGCAAUCAAUCCGGCACUCUUCCAUCAACAAUAGUUUCCAAUUGUAGAUCAAACUGGUUCGGUUCGGCGAUUAUGUAGAACGUGCCGGAAGAACACACCGAUCUGAGUGUACUUUCACCAAAUAAAAAGCUGUAAUUUUAUAUAGGAAUCGGCCGUCUCUUCCACAAUGAUGUAUGUACGACAUUUGCUAGUUAUUUUUCGACUCGUAACACAGUCUCCCCAACAUCCCGCGCUCUAUAAAUUGCUAUUUAAAGUAGAAAAUCUGUAACACUGAAGGCAGCUUUCCGGUGUUCCUAUUGAUGGUUUUCGUUACCAAACUCCCACAGAUCAGACACAAUCAAUGACAAUAGUGCAGCAGCAUCUGUAGCGAUGGGGCGCCAGCAGAAUGUUUAAAUUAAAAUUAAAAUAAAAUAACAUAACUUCUCUAAACAGUAAGCAAUGUCACAUCAACUAUGGUCAAUGGUAAUCAACUUGUAGAUUCCUCAGCAUUUGACGCGACUACGCAAUGGCCUCUCUCCUAUCAGAACACAUAGGAGAAAUCCUUUAGGGAUACACUGUAGGGACUGCUAUAGCAAAAACGCGCACGAACAAUCCUCAAUACUUAUUUUUUUUAUAACACACUACUUAGGGAACGAUCGAAGUAAACGCGAAAGUGAAACGAUCAGUUUGACAGCCAGUGCGAAACGAUACGAGCAAAACCACCAAUGCACGUGCGCUUAGUAGGCUGGGUGUAAGGAACUUCCUGUUUAAGUUGGAAAUACCGCGAGCGAGCAAUCAUUCGAAGAUCAGCUGAGGUGGCUCUGUCUAUAGAUGCAAUUGUAGAAGAAAUACCAUAUGUAUCCAAGUUUUGACAAAACUCUUAAAUGUGGCAAUAGCGUACCGGAGUAAUGCUAAACCGAAAGUAAUGCUACAGCUUUGGCAACGGCCAGCAGCGGCACGAACGUAAUUGUGUGUGUGUAGUUGUAUGUGUGUGUGUGUGCCACGAUAUUAAUUAAUUCAUUAAUUAUAUCUCUACAUUUAGUAGCUGAAAUGACUGGACCUAUAGUUAGCUAAAGUUGUUCGUAUGGGUUUGAAAUGCGCUGCGGCGGACGAAGCCAAAGGCAAAGUAAUCCCAAAGAUGGCUAGGCGAAGCAAAAAAAUGAAUGGAAGGAAAAAAACAACAAAAAUAAGUAAUUAUUAUAUAAAUUCAGCAGCUCACUGUUAUGCAACACCAAGACUUUAGAGUAGAUGAUUUGAUUUCGUUCUUUCAUCGUUCACGAUAUAAUUAUCGCGCGUCGAAAAUGUGAGACAACCGAAACACAGUGCAUAUAACGUUUAAUCUUUAAUUAUAUCUAACAGUAAAAGAAAAAAAAGAACAAGAUAAUUCGAUCAUGCAAACCAAAAAAGAAAUGUGUAAAUGGAAGCCCUUCAGUCAAAUAUGUAUAACUAUUAAAACAUACACGCUACAUACACGCAGAGAACAAAUGGAAACCCCACCAACACACUAGUUCAGAAGUUCACAAUUAAAAAUCGCAAAAGCACACUUAACAAAAACGAAACAAACACGAUCUUGAAUAGAAUAAUUAGUAAUAGAUUAACGGUUUUGUUUUUUCGCAUGUUCCCAAUCUUGUUUCUUAAAAACCCCGUUUGUAUUCUUUAUGGUUUUGCGCAAUACUUUUUUUUGUGGCAUUCAUUUUGAAGCUAUCAUAUAAUUAUUACAAAAUUAAAAUUCUUUAAAAAAUAAGAAAAUAAAUUCUGGAGAACGAUUAAAAUAUAACGAGACGCACAGUAUUAGCAGGACCACUAAAACACAUGUUUCAAAACAGUGAGAGAAAACAGAUUCUAACAAAUCAAUCACAAUCUGUUCUUGUUCAUGUUCAUGAACUUUGGAAACAUAUGCGUGUAACUGAAGCGUUGGUCUUAAAGCAAAUCAUUUCUUUUACAAAAAAGUGGAACAAUUCUACAAAUAAAAUAACUAGCUUUGGAUCAGGAACUCCUCCGUACGGUCGGUGCAAUGUUGAUAAUCAUAAAAUGAUGCAGUACGUAAAACUAGACCGUGGACGCUGGCAAUAGGCCGAUGAAGAACUCUACUCGAGCCUCACUGUGGAAUACAACUUUUGGUGGUUGCCUCGAGUUCCCGGCACUACUCGGCAGUGCAACAUAUGUAAGGCUCGCAAGGGCAUUUGCUGUACAUACUAGUAUAAUCGGUAAAUAAUCCCAUUGCGUGUUUAGUGUGUACGUGAUGAUGCCGUCAGGUGUUUGUGAUCGUAGGCGAUAUAUAAUUUCCAGUCUGUGUCCAUCGAUUUUCGCUGAAUUUUGUUCGAAACUGUAAUAAACGAUUGUUGCAUAAAACGGAUUCCGAUAGCUCUAAAUAAUACAGAAGAAACCAAGAAAAAGGAUGGCUCGGCCAUCAAGCGAAACGAGUUCGAUGGACUCAUAAAGCUUACACUGAUUGAACAUAAACAGCAUAUAGUAUUGUAGAAGAAAGCAUUGAAACAACUCAAUACAGCAGCAGAAAAACCCCAUAUAGAGAUACAAUUAUACAUGUUUUCAUGACGGGAAAGUUCGUAGGGAAAAACAUUUUCAAUGCUGCUACAGAUAUGAACCAACAGCAAGGGUUAUUAUCGUUGUAGGGAGCUUUGAGUGGCAUGCGGUACACAUUCACACACAGCCAAGCAUAUACUAACAUGUUUGAAAUAAUGGAUUUAGCGCAAACAUUAUAAAACAAGUCAAACAAAUGUGCAAGCGUUUAUGUUUAAAUGUUUGCCUGCCAUCACCGGUUUGGCAUAACUGAAAAAAUAUUUUCUAUCAAAGAAAUGUACUCGGUGUGUGUAGCAUAACGUGACCGCGCAUGAAUAGUGCGUACAAAGAGGAAGCAGGUGUUGGAAUCGACGAAACGCAGAAGGUGAGUAGGAAUUUUUAAAAUAAUUACCCAAAAAUAAAGGUUCAAUCGAUGGAGAACAUCAUUGACUUUUGCCAAAAAAAGAAAAAAGGAAAACAACUGUGGAAAACAUAAAAUUCCACAACAAAUUAUCUAAAUCUAGUGAUUGCUAGUGUACGUUAAGAGACAACUCUCUUCUCCUGUGAAUUGUACGUGUUAAUUUAACUGUGUAGUCUAUAAAGAACACAAUUAAAUGUUGACAUCAUGCAAACAUCUGAAAAAAUAAACACUACACACUCACACACAAAUGUAGAAAAGAAAUCAAAUGUACACAUCCAAGCACACGUUCGUUGAGAUGAAAAUGAUGCGUUAAAAAAAAUGGGAACGAGAAUUUAACAUUUAUUCAGAAACAAAAAGGAAAGAAGUGUCGCAAGAAAAACUAAACGCACCGUGAACAGAACACACUCAGAUGUAAGCCGUAGUGCGGGGUCAAGAAAACAUUAUAACAUUGUUGCAAAUGCCUGUUCAAACAUGUGCGUUUAAAAAAUGCAAAUAAACAAACCCAAUUAAUAAGACAUAAAACACGAGCGAAGUGUAUGAAAACGAGCGAAAGAAAGCCGGUUGGACAGAGAAUGGUACCACCAGGAGGAUAAUAUGACUUGCGGCAAUGCAAAACGAAUGUUUCGGAAGGUCAAAAAUGGAUGAUGAAUGUUCGCUUAGCAAGCAACAAAAAAUGGAAACCUGUAUAUAACACCGGGUGUUACAAACAACGUGUUAAAAAAUAUUAAGUAAAUACAACAAAGAUACGGCAGAGAUGAAAACAAACGCAGCGUUGGUAAUCCCAGUCAGAGGCCCGAAGGCAUAACACAAAAGGCACUUAUGAGAACAUUUUUAGUAAGUAAUACCAUCAAAACAGAAAAAAAGAGAUGCAUGUAGCAGGGCGAAGUGCAACGCGGAUGUUUAAAUAUGAAGAAAUGCAGCGAAGUGCAAAGUUGAAAGCGUA